Messenger RNA from Epinephelus fuscoguttatus (brown-marbled grouper), 1083 nucleotides. It is a transcript of the gene tmem134, whose product is annotated as transmembrane protein 134. Lineage: Eukaryota; Metazoa; Chordata; Actinopteri; Perciformes; Serranidae. The transcript is spliced from 8 exons. The record is from RefSeq and is a predicted model, not a curated record. Bases 185 to 808 code for a protein of 207 amino acids.
UUUUUCGUAUUAAAGAACAAAACAACGAGCAGUAAGAAGACAUCAUAGAGAGUUUCCACAGAGUGUACAAGUAUGUGACCUGUGUGCUGGCAGCGUGGAGUCGAGCUGAGCCUCCUCGGAGAAAAGAUUAACUUCAGACAUGAGCAUCAAGCCACAGGACCUCGGGGUGUAAGAGGCAGUCACCAUGGCAACGCAGUUUAGUAUCGAUGAUGCCUUUGUAUUGGAGGGAGAUGAGGAGGGAGCUGUGUCUGAUGGAGAGGCAGAGGGAUGGAAGGGCAGAGACAAGGACAGAGAAGGAGAGAUGACAUUUGGUCCUCUUUCUUUCUCUAAACCUCAGACUCAUCCCUCACCUGCUGCUACUGGCUCCCCUGAACACAGUAACCUAAAGUAUCAGAAUCUGGAAAAUGAAGAUGCCUUGGGCAGCAAUGGAAAUUCCUCUUUCAAUAACUUCUUCAAAAUCAGCGACCCUGCCACUCUGUCUUACUGCAGCUCUCAGUGGUCCUUCAGCACCUUGAGUUCUGUCACACAGCUUUCUGCACACUGCUGUGGGUGGGUGUCCCAUCCGCUGGUGAAGAAAAACAGGAAAGUUGUUCUUGCUUCGUUCCUUCUCCUCAUCACUGGAGUUGCUCUUAUUUUCACAGGUAUUGUCAUACAGCUGAAUCCAAAUGCAGGUGUUUCAAGUGCUAUUUUCUUUGUACCUGGAUUCCUUCUCUUCAUCCCUGGAGUGUACCAUGUGAUCUACAUCAGCUGUGCAGUCCGUGGAAGAAGAGGCUUCAAAUUGUUCUACCUACCUUAUUUUGAAAAAUGACAUUUCAUGAAACACUACACUUCUUUGUUUGCUAUCUGAAAAUGAUUUGUAUUUUGUCACUUGUAACAAAAAUGUAUUGUCACAUGGUUGUUUUUUCUUGUCAUUGUAAUGACCACUACUAAUUCAGCCACUCAGUGCCUCGACUGUGUUUCCACUACAUGAACUGAUAUUGCUGUAUGUGAACACGAAAAAAAGAAGGAGAUUGGUCUUGCCUGUGUUUUCCAUGUCGUGUGAAUAAUGACUGUGAAAUUACAAUAAAACUUUUGUAUAUUUUA